Molecule: messenger RNA, 759 nt
Organism: Thunnus maccoyii (southern bluefin tuna)
Lineage: Eukaryota; Metazoa; Chordata; Actinopteri; Scombriformes; Scombridae
Gene: nenf
Product: neudesin neurotrophic factor
Exons: 4
Coding region: 59-541 (160 amino acids)
Cellular component (GO): endomembrane system; membrane
Source: RefSeq, a predicted model, not a curated record
AGCAGGGACGUGACUGGAAGAGUUUCCGCAUCAAACACGUCCAAACUGCCAUCCUGCCAUGGCAACAGCGCAAAUUUUUGUCCUGUUUGUAGUCUUCUCUACGACUUUAGCUGAAGACUUUAAAUUAAAGUAUAAACAAGCCUCCAAACCCGUCCGAUUAUUCACUGAGGAGGAGCUGAAGAGGUACGACGGCAGCGAGGAGGAACUGCCCAUUUACAUGGCAGUAAAAGGAGUAGUGUUUGAUGUCACCAAAGGAAAAGAGUUUUAUGGCAAAGAUGCACCGUACAACGCCCUGGUUGGUAAGGACUCCACCCGAGCUGUGGCCAAGAUGUCCCUCGACCCGGCAGACCUGACAUCAGAUACUACGGGCCUCAGUGAGGAGCAGCUGAAGUCUCUGGACGGUGUAUUUGAAGGCACGUAUAAAACAAAGUAUCCCAUCGUGGGCUACACAGCAUCACGCAUCCUCAACGAGGACGGGAGUCCCAAUCAAGACUUCAAACCGGAGGGUCAGCCUCAUUUUCAAAUCAAAGAUGAGUUUUAAUUUUACCUCUUUUUUUUUUGGUAAACGACAAUUAUGUGAAAUAGUCUUGUCACUGUACAGAAGAAUUUGCCUGCGUCCAGAUCUUUGAAUCCCUCCUCUCCACCGAGUUGAGUUGACUGUUGGAAAUAAUGACUUGACUUGAAUCAGGAUCAAAUAUGCCAAAUGCAACAUGUGAACAAGAGAAGAAGAAACACGCUGUAUAUUCCUUUUUACUUGAA